Molecule: messenger RNA, 2571 nt
Organism: Apis florea (little honeybee)
Lineage: Eukaryota; Metazoa; Arthropoda; Insecta; Hymenoptera; Apidae
Product: E3 ubiquitin-protein ligase TRIM23
Molecular function (GO): GTP binding; GTPase activity; zinc ion binding
Source: RefSeq, a predicted model, not a curated record
AUGUUAUUCUAUCAUAUAUAACAAUGUUUUAAUGUCAACUAUAAUUUCGUAUUAUUAAUCUAAAAUAUCAUUUAAUGAAAUUUUUAUUAAAAAAUUAUCAUGACUAAUAACGUAGAUCAUCUGAACAAAUAUUUUAAACAGACUUUGAAACCUACUGUAAGAACAAAUGUACUAGAAUGCCGUGUCUGUGAAGAAGUAUUUACUAUUGAUGGAAUAAAAGUACCAAGAUUGUUACAUUGUGGUCAUACAGUAUGUCAUUCUUGUCUUUUACGAUUGAGACCUUGUAUGACUGAUCAACAGUUUUUAUUAUGUCCUUUUGAUAGACAGCCAACAGGCAUUAGUCAGAAUAAUAUUUAUAAUUUGAAGAAAAAUUUUGCUUUGAUUGAAUUAUUAGAAAGAUUGGAACAGUCCAAUAGUGAAAAACUAUUGUUACUUGAAAGGGAAAGACUUCAAUCUAGUCAAUCUUGUGAUGAAGAUGAAGCUCAUACUGCAGUAUUAUAUUGUACAAUUUGUAUGACUCACUUAUGUGAAAAUUGUGAUAGUAUUAUUCAUUCUUCAAAAACAUUAAGCAAACAUAAGCGUGUACCUUUAUCGGAGAAACCAAAAGACAAACCUAAAUGUCCAGUACAUACAACACAUGUAGCAGAAUUUACUUGCACUCAGGAAGGCUGUCACAAUUCUCUUAUGUGUUAUUUAUGCAAAGAUUAUGGUAGACAUAGCACACAUAAGUUAGCUUUGGUAGAAGUUGAGGCAGAAAAUAUUAGAAAAUCUAUCAUCACUGCUUUACAGAAAAUGACUCAAUUUAUGGAGAGCAUGAGAGAUACAGCAAAUAGAAUUGAAACAGUGAUACAAGAGUUAGAAGGAUGGACCAUAGAAGAUGCAAGACAAAGAGUACGUCAACACUUUGAGGAAUUAAGAGCUCUUUUAGCUGAUCAAGAAAAUGCGGCUAUAUCCUGUGUUGAAACAGAAACACGUGAGAGAUUGUGUGCUCUGAGACAACAACAACAAGAUUUAACUACUACAAGAUCUCAAGUAGCUGAUGUGUGCAUUCAAUGUGAAAGCAUUUUAGAUUCUGAAGAUUGGAAACUAUUAAGUAGUGCAAUAAAAGUUAAAGAAGUGUUAACUACGUUGGAACAACAACAACAACAUUAUGCUCAACUUGAUCCUGAUUUUCUCACACCAGAAUCUUCUAUACCCAUAAUAUUCAGUCGGGACAAUAGAGUACAUAUUGGUACAAAAAUUGAUAUGCGUGUUGUAAUCUUGGGAUUGGAUGGUGCUGGAAAAACAAGCAUUCUAUCAGCCAUGAGAGGCAUCACGCUUUCAGGACCGCCAAUCCCUACAAUUGGCUUCAAUGUGGAAAAUUUAGAGUACAAAAAUCUAGUAUUUACUUUAUGGGAUGUUGGUGGACAGCAAAAAUUCAGGCCAUUAUGGAAACAUUACUAUCAUAAUACACAGGCUGUUAUUUUUGUUGUUGAUGCUAGUGAUAGAUCUAGAUUUAAAGAAGCGCAAAAUGAAUUAUCAAAAAUUGUAAAUGAACGUGAAUUGAAAGAUGCUUUAUUUCUCAUAUAUGCUAAUAAACAGGAUGUCAGUGGUUGCGCCAGUGUCGAAGAAUUAACUGAAAUUUUAUGUUUGCAAAAAUUAUGUUGUGGUAGAGCAUGGCACAUACAAGGUUCAUCUUUAAUCACAAAUGAUUGUGGUUCUACACAAGGUUUAGAUUGGUUAACUCAACAGUUAGGUGCACAUGAAACAUUGUAUACGAUACCAACGGUAUCGUAAAAUUUAUUUAUUGUUCUUUUUUGUAGAAAUGUAGAUACGAGAUAAUAAUGAAAGAAUAUAUAAAUUUUUGCAUUUCCAUAUUAAUAUAAUUUGUAUAUUAUACAUACUAUGAAAUUUUGUUAUUUAACAAUUGUGAUAAUAUUUGAGAUAUGCAUUAAACUAUUUGUUUGAAUUAUUAUUAUCAAGCUAUAUUAUAUAUAAUCAAAAGGCGAAAAUAAACAGCCUGAGCAUGUCUAGAAAAGACUUAUUUAUUUUAUUACAUUGGUUACUUGGUUUUGUAUUUAUUAAUACAUAAUCAUACCAAUCGUAUUUAUAUUUAUAUUUCAUUCAGUCAUGUCUGCACACAUCCGAUCAUUCUUACAUUUUAACUGGAGCGAGCUUUUUAAUACGCGCGUACACUGUACGGAAAUCGAAAUAAUAUAUAAUAUAUAUAUUUAUAUAUAUAUAAUAUAGCAUUAAAUUACAUCUCAAUUAUCUUUCAAUUGUAUAUAAAAACACUUGACAAACAAAAACGGAACAACUUAGAGUCUUUUUCUGGAGCUGUGCCAUGGGAGGGACACGGGGCAAGAUGACUCUAUAAUACAUAUAUGCCAUACAGCAUAUAAUUCCAUGCAUAUAAUUACGUUCACAUAACGUAUUUUGAUAGCACAUAAUGAGCACUUUGACUUCUUUUUGGACACUUAAUGUUUAUGAUGUAACCUUUCACUGAUGAAUUUCAUGGAACACGAUCGAAUGAUCGAAGAUUAGAUUAAAAAGUUUAGGCUAUGAAAAUGAGGCCAUAUUUCAAAUAUAAAA